GUUUUUAAACUUUUGCAUAAUAUAAUCUGCAUCAUUAUAUCAUACAUAUUAAAUACACAAACAUACAUUCAUACAAUCACACACAUUAUAGGUAUUAAUUUUCUUGAAUGAAUAUGCUGUACACUAUGUCAUAUAACUAGAUUUUAAAUUAAAACAUUGUCUUUGCUCUACUGCAGUUUGAACAAUAACUACAGCAUUAUCAUUUGUCUCAAUGGAUUUAGGGACGGACUAGCAAUUUUACCAAAAAACUUAAUGCUAGAGCGUACCAAGUAAAAUAGAUCGGAUUAUCUAAAAUAGUUCUGAAAACAGAAAUUUUCGAAUAAUUCAAUGAAGUAGUGUAUUUACAAUUUGAUUGUGGUUCUCGAUGCUUUCGUUUUUUUUUAAUCAUUUUUUUUCGAGUAUCUAACAAGUUAAUAGAGAUCAUAGAAUUAACUAUUAUUUCAUAUUCAUUCCUCUCAUUGACUUGUACUCAUUUUUGUAAACAGCCGUUUCGUUAGUUAUUUAUUAAGAAAUCAAAUGUAUCAUAUCCAGACUUUUAUUCUUAUAAAAAAUGAAAUAUUUGUUCUUUACAUCUAUAUCUUAUUAACCAAGUGCUUACAUAAGCUCUUAAUUUUUUGUAAAACACUGAGCUAUAUUCCGCAUCUUUCCACCUGCGACCUUAAAGGCAAAAGCCGCAUUAAUAAUUAAUACAAUGUAAGCAAAUGAAAGACUGAUUGCAUAAAAUUGUUUUACAUUUAAUAGGGUCAUGCAGGAGACAAACAAAUGUGAUCCUACGACCCAUACAAUUUGUCCCCAUUUUUGCCUAUCAAUAGCAGCAAAGAAAAUAACACCCCAGAACGUAUGAAGUAAAAUGAAGCACAAAGUGGUGGAUGCUGAUACGAUGAAGAAGUAUUCUGUACCAUGUCUGAUACCCAUGGUUCCAGGACCAAUUGCAUCUGCUAACACAUUGACCAGAGCAAAAGCUCCACUCAUAAAACCGAAACCUAGGCCACAAACAUAUGCAAAUAUAUGUCUGCUAUCAGCUACGUGUGUUGUGGUUACUUUUUCUAAACCUCUUUCAGCUUUACGUAAUACCCAGUAUAAAAGGUACCUAACAAUUUAUAAAAUCAAUUAGUAUCACGAAAAAAUAAACAAUAUGCGAAAAUGAGAUAAAAAAAAGGAGAAAAGAAAAAAUAAAAAUAAAAAAUGAAUCUUUUAGUAUCUUAUUACCUGAAAGUUUCUUGGAAUAAUACAGAAAAUACUAAUCCAAAUGCAAGAUGAUUUUGAAGUGGAACAACAGCAUACCAAAGCACAGAUGAUAAAAGUAAUGAAAUAAGCCAGAAAAAGGCACUGGCAAUUAAUAUGAUAAUUUUUAUUGGAUCAUUAGCUAUAGUAAAUGUGAACAUGGCUAAUGGAGGUCCAAAAGCCAAGAAAGCACAACCAAAAAAAUCCAUAACCGUCAUCUUUAAGAUAAAUGCUUAAUCGUGUGCUUAUUCUUUGUCAAUUGACCUUUCUCCAAAUGCUAACUGUUUCUAACCCUACACAGCCUUAUUAUGGCUCGGAUGUCUACUUUUUGUGAGUGCAUUUAUUGCGUUACUACAAACACAAUUUUUAAGUUUGACAUUUCAGAAUAUACUUAAAAGGUUAAGUAUGACCUUGCUCAACAAUCUUUAGAAAACGCGCUACUGAUUAAUGGAAGGAACUUUGAAUGAGGUACAUCGAGAUAAACCUGCACUGCAAUCGAUAGCUUAUCGAUAUUUUUUAAUUUGUAAUGAUGAACGUUAUUCUCGAUUCUCUCAAACUUAUUAAUUAUUUUUAAAGAAAAGUAAAUUUACGUAGAUUUUAAUCGAUCCAUAUAUUAUUUUAAAUUAUUAAUCGUUUUUAUUAAAUGUGUAAAAAAAUAUUUCAAAAAUCGUGCCAAAACGAACCUCUGCUAGUUAUUAUUUCUGUUCUAAUUAAUACGAUCAAAUAAUUUUGCACUCAUUUAAAAAUAUAUCUAUAUAAAUAUAAAGAUUGAAUCUUAUAAAAUGUGUGUGUCACAGAAAUAUACAAAAAAAAUAUAAAUAAUAAGAAUAAUUACAAUGUACUUAAAGUUAUAUAAAAUAUUUUCGAAUUUACCGCCUUAAAAUUGAACCAAUCGAAACAAAUCGCUAUUGCGCAUAUACAAAUUUUCUUUUUAUCAAUAUAACCUAAUAAUAUACUGGAUGUAUUUUUAUUUAACCGGUAUUAAAAGAGGUUAUACAAAGUUUAUAUAAAAUAUCUGAUUUUUUUUAUCUUAAUGUAAACAUUUGUAUGAUAUAUAAAUCAAUAUUAACAAAAAUUUAUUUUUUAUUUCCAUACACAAAAUAUAUUAAUACUCUUUCAAUAUGGUAUCGUUUUUAACUGAUGUGUUAAUUACAGCAGGGCAAGUUGAAAAGCUCAAUCUUCGAGAAAAAAUUUCUCAAAUACAGGAGGAUAUAGUAAAGCUAAAGUAUGAUGUCAAAGAUUUCUUGGAUGAUAAUUAUAUUGAAUUUUCAUCAAAACUGACAAAAAAUCAACGUUUAGUUUCUAAAGCUGAAAUACUUACAAAAGAAAUGAACGAUUUACAAAAAAGAAUAGAUGAUCAGAUCAAAGUAGAAUUAUCUGGGUCCAUAAAGGAAUUAAAGAAUCUUUCACAAGCGUUGAAAGAAUCAAACCUUUGUCUUCACUUAUCUAACCAAUUAUUAUCUCUGGACGAAUGCAUUAAGUUGAUAAAACAAUAUCAAGAAGAACAGCGAUACGUUGAUACUGCUAAAAGCUUAUGUACAAUGCAAAAUUUAUUGGACAAUCCUGAAAGUGAUUUACAAGAUCUUGAUAUUUAUAAUGCAAUUAAAGAGGAAUAUAAAAAUUUACAUGAUUCAUUUUUAUCUCAUGCUUCUUUGCUUUGGGACGAGCGUAUUUGUUGGACUGGUUUAGAAAAUAAUAAGAAUGAAACAGUCGUUACACUUCAUAUUAGGGAUAAACUUGAAAAUAUAGAAGACUUAAUUCGUGGUUUGCAUUACGUCAACAAACUUUCUGAUCAUUUGGAUCAAUUUUCAGAAACAAUAAUGAGUCAUAUAAUUCAACCGAUUAUCAAUGAGCAUUGCUCAGUUUUUGUUUCAAAAGAAAAUAUAUUCACCAUUGAAUAUAUUGAUAGAAAAGAAAUACCUGUUUAUAAAAGUGUCUUGCAUAAUUUAAAAUUAUUAUUUAGAUAUCUUCAUGAACAUUUUAAUGUUAUAAUAGAUGAUAAUCAGACCUUACUUAUGAAAAUGCAGCCGCAUAUGUUAGAACAAUUAGCAGAAAGUCUUACAAUGAAUUGCAUAGCUAGAACUAUUCCUAGUUCUAGCACAGAAUUAAAAAAUUUUGAACCAGUAGUUGAAGAAACUAAUGACUUUCAAAGUUAUUUAAUAGAAAUAGGAUUUAUCACAGAAGAAAACUUAUUCUUGAAAGAAUACACUGAUAAUAUUGAUAAACUUUUUAUUGAUAAAAUAUGCCAAGAUUUAAUGGUAAAAGCAAGAAAUAUUAUUAAGAAAGAUCUACAUGAUUCAAUUAAACACAUACCAGAGACCCCAUUAAAAUUUCCAAAUGAUGAGUUAGAAAGUGAAGGCGUAUCAAUUCACAGAUACUUAAAUGAAUCUUCUUUUCAACUACCAUCUUGUCAAAUAAGCAAAAAUGCGAAAGAAAUACUAGAUCUUGCAAGAAGUAUUUUGGAUGAGGCCUGUGACAGUUCAGAUGCUUCUGCAGUCAGACUGUUUUAUACAUGUAGAAAUGUAUUUGAAAUGUAUGCAGGACUAGUACCUGAACAUCACAAAAAAUUUUUGGAAACAAUACCACAACAAGUCGCUCUAUUCCACAACAACUGUAUGUAUCUCGCACACCACCUACUCACAUUGGCACAUGAAUACAGGGAUAAAUUGCCGAGAUCAUUGCAACAGCUUAACUUAACUUUUACUGAUCAAACACUGAUACUACGCAAUGUCGGUUCUGAAUGUUUCCUAGAGCACAUGAGAUAUCAGAGAGAUAUUAUUAUAGAUAUUCUCAAAGAGUCAGGUUUAGCAGCACUAGGUCAGGUUUCUGAAUUACCUUCGUCAACUGAACGUGCAUUGAGACAAUGUAUCAGACAAUUAGAAUUGUUGAAGACCGUCUGGUUAGAUGUUCUACCUGUCAAUAUUUAUUGCAGAGCUGUAGGAUGCAUCGCUAAUUCUAUGGUCGAAGAUUUAAUAAUAAGAGUUACAUCUGUUGAAGAUAUACCUGCUGAUAUAGCUUCUGACUUAGUGAUAAUGUUCAAUACAGUUGCAACACGAACGCCAAUGAUAUUUCCAGAAUCUGAGAAGAUAGCACAAUAUGCACGAAAAUGGAAAAAAUUCUUAGAACUUAUUAAAGUUCUUGGUGCAUCAUUGAAAGAGAUCGAGAUUAGAUGGGCAAGUGGGAAAGGUCCUCUUGCGAAAGAAUUUACAGCUAUUCAAGUAAAACAACUUAUUAGAGCAUUAUUUCAAAAUACAGAAAGAAGAUCAGUUCUCUUAGCUUCUAUUAAAUAAUACAAUACUGUAUUGAUAUGUUAUUAAUAAUCAGUGGAGAAAGAAAAUUUAUUUAUAUUUUAUGCAUUUCAUCU
Messenger RNA from Vespa velutina, 4588 nucleotides. RefSeq names its product centromere/kinetochore protein zw10 homolog. The record is from RefSeq and is a predicted model, not a curated record. Bases 2346 to 4514 code for a protein of 722 amino acids. Gene Ontology annotation, cellular component: nucleus; chromosome, centromeric region; RZZ complex. Lineage: Eukaryota; Metazoa; Arthropoda; Insecta; Hymenoptera; Vespidae. Gene Ontology annotation, biological process: endoplasmic reticulum to Golgi vesicle-mediated transport; mitotic cell cycle; mitotic spindle assembly checkpoint signaling. The transcript is spliced from 10 exons.